Molecule: messenger RNA, 465 nt
Organism: Tauraco erythrolophus (red-crested turaco)
Lineage: Eukaryota; Metazoa; Chordata; Aves; Musophagiformes; Musophagidae
Gene: PIGM
Product: phosphatidylinositol glycan anchor biosynthesis class M
Biological process (GO): GPI anchor biosynthetic process
Cellular component (GO): glycosylphosphatidylinositol-mannosyltransferase I complex; membrane
Molecular function (GO): alpha-1,4-mannosyltransferase activity; GPI mannosyltransferase activity
Source: RefSeq, a predicted model, not a curated record
CAUAACUUCUCCCCCUAUUUCUACAUGUUGUACUUAACUGCAGAGAGCAAAUGGAGUUUUGCCCUUGGGCUCGCAGCUUUCCUGCCCCAGCUGCUUUUGCUCCUGGUUGUGUCCGUAGCGUUUUACAGAGACCUUGCCUUCUGUUGUUUCCUACACACUGCUAUUUUUGUGAGUUUUAACAAAGUGUGCACGUCCCAGUACUUCGUCUGGUAUCUCUGCCUUUUGCCCCUCGUAAUGCCUAGUGUUAAGAUGUCCUGGCGUCGUGCUGUACUGCUUCUCUUUCUGUGGUUUGUUGGACAAGGCCUGUGGCUCGCUCCUGCGUACUUUCUGGAGUUUAAAGGAUAUAACACUUUUCUACUUAUAUGGUUGGCAGGCUUGCUUUUCCUUUUUAUUAAUAGUUUCAUACUCGUUCAGAUUAUUUCACAUUAUCAGGAAGAUGCACAAGUUGCAAAAAAACAACAGUAA